Messenger RNA from Phasianus colchicus (ring-necked pheasant), 5409 nucleotides. RefSeq names its product bromodomain containing 9 (gene BRD9). The record is from RefSeq and is a predicted model, not a curated record. Gene Ontology annotation, biological process: regulation of transcription by RNA polymerase II. Lineage: Eukaryota; Metazoa; Chordata; Aves; Galliformes; Phasianidae. Gene Ontology annotation, cellular component: nucleus.
CCGCCUCGCGUCCUCUGACCUGGAUCUUCCUCCUCGGGGAAGGAGCGUUUCCGGCGGGGGAGGGGAGGUUGUAGCCUUCGGGCUCGGCUUUGCGAUGGGGAAGAAACACAAAAAGCAUAAAGCGGACAAGGCGGAGUGGCGGUCGGCUUCUACCACCGCCUACAGCGAUUAUGUAGACAAGCCUUUGGAAAAACCUUUGAAGCUGGUUCUUAAAGUUGGAGGAAGUGAAGUAACUGAACUUUCUGGAUCAGGACACGAUUCUAGUUAUUACGAUGACAGAUCAGAUCAUGAGCGAGAGCGGCACAAAGAAAAGAAGAAAAAAAAGAAAAAGAAGUCUGAGAAGGAGAAAGAAAAGCACCUUGAUGAUGAGGAAAGAAGAAAGAGAAAAGAAGAGAAAAAGAGGAAAAGGGAAAAAGAGCAGUGUGACACUGAAGGAGAAACUGAUGACUUUGAUCCUGGGAAAAAAGUGGAGGUUGAACCUCCUCCAGAUCGUCCUGUCAGAGCGUGCAGAACUCAGCCAGCUGAAAAUGAGAGCACACCAAUCCAGCGGUUGCUAGAACACUUCCUUCGUCAGCUUCAAAGGAAAGAUCCUCAUGGGUUUUUUGCUUUUCCAGUCACGGAUGCCAUCGCUCCAGGAUAUUCCAUGAUAAUAAAGCACCCCAUGGAUUUUGGAACUAUGAAGGAAAAAAUUGCAGCAAAUGAAUACAAAUCAGUCACUGAAUUCAAGGCAGAUUUUAAACUGAUGUGUGAUAAUGCAAUGACAUACAACAGACCAGAUACUGUUUACUACAAGCUAGCCAAGAAGAUACUGCACACAGGCUUUAAGAUGAUGAGCAAAGAACGGCUGUUAGCUUUGAAGCGCAGCAUGUCGUUUAUGCAGGACAUGGAUUUUUCUCAGCAGGCAGCUCUUUUGGGUGAUGAAGACACAGUGGUUGAGGAGCCUGUCCCUGAAGUUAUGCCUGUACAAGUAGAGACUACCAAGAAAUCCAAAAAGCAAAAUAAAGAAGUUAUUAGUUGCAUAUUUGAACCUGAAGGAAAUGCAUGCAGCCUGACAGAUAGCACUGCUGAAGAACAUGUCCUGGCACUAGUGGAACAUGCAGCAGAUGAAGCUCGGGAUAGGAUCAAUCGAUAUCUACCCAACAGCAAGAUUGGUUAUCUGAAAAAAAAUGGAGAUGGAACUUUAUUGUUCAGUGUAGUAAACUCAUCUGAUCCAGAAGCAGAAGAGGAAGAGACUCAUCCAGUUGAUCUGAGUUCACUGUCAAGCAAAUUUUUACCUGGCUUCACUACACUGGGCUUUAAAGAUGAACGAAGAAACAAAGUAACCUUUCUUACAAGUGCUAGUACAGCCCUUUCCUUGCAAAACAACUCUAUUUUUCAUGAUUUGAAAUCAGAAGAAGUGGAACUCCUAUACUCAGCAUAUGGUGAUGAAACUGGGAUACAAUGUGCCUUAAGCUUACAAGAAUUUGUGAAGGAUGCUGGACAUUACAGCAAGAAAAUAGUAGAUGAUCUUCUGGACCAGAUCACAAGUGGAGACCAUUCCAAAACUGUUUAUCAGCUGAAGCAGAGACGAAACAUCCCAGUAAAACCACUGGAUGAAGUUAAAGUUCUACCAGUUCUCAUAAAAGAAGAACACAAGCUACGUAACACCUGUCCUGAUUCUUCCAAACAGAUUAUGGUUGGAGAAUCUGCUGGAGACAGUAACGCUUCUGAAUUGGACUUUCUGUCUAUGAAAUCAUAUUCAGAUGUAUCUCUUGAUAUUUCGAUGCUAAGUUCAUUAGGAAAAGUGAAGAAAGAGCUUGAUCAUGAUGAUAACCAUUUACAUCUGGAUGAAACAGCUAAGCUUCUGCAGGACCUUCAUGAGGCUCAAGCUGACAGAGUGGGAUCCCGACCAUCAUCUAAUUUGAGUUCCCUCUCCAAUACUUCUGAAAGAGAUCAGCAUCAUCUUGGAAGCCCUUCUCAUCUGAGUGUUGGAGAACAGCAAGACAUAGUUCAUGAUCCCUAUGAAUUUCUUCAGUCCCCAGAAACCUCAAAUGCUACUACUAACUAAUUCAAAGUUUAUAUAUAUUUUGUAUUUUAAUUGUAUUGUUAUUAUAUAAAUUUUUUGUACAUGGCAGAAGCCUCAGUUUGUCCUACUUUGUAUGAGGAUUCCAGUAUAAUGUUGUAUAAUAUACCGUUCAAAAAAGCCAACCCCCAAAAUGGAAGGGUACUCUAGUGCAUCAUGAUGUUAGCAAUGUGCCUAAGUCUGCUUUUGCUGUGUAUGUUGGAGUGUGUCUUGUCUACUGGUGUAUGAAUCUUGACUGAAGAACAGUAAGUGCUGUGUUAGAGGAUUUCUGUUCUGUAAAAACUGAAGUUCCACCAUCAUGUUCAUCAAGUUCAUUGUUCCACCAUCAUGGCAGCAAUCUUGAAACAUUUCCUGUAGAAUUAUGUACCAAUUUCUCUUUUGGUCUUAACAUGGACAUCCUCAAGGAAGAAUAUCUUACUUCCCCAGUGACAGAACUGAAUGAACUGAAAGAACUGGGGUCGUUUUUUUUACUUUCUAUCUUCUACCCUCUAAUCUGUACAAAUGGUUUGUGUUUCCCUCUCUUUGUAAAUCUUUCAUCACCCUAGAGAAUAUUUAAUAUGAGAAUAACAGUACUUGUAGUUGCUUUAAAAUGCUUACCACGCUAAUUCUGCCCUGGAUCUAAAAGAGGUGGAUGUUUUCUAUGAGCCCUUGUGUUUUGAAAGAGAUUACAGUACUGAUACUUCUAAAUUCAGUAUUUAUAUUUACUUGGAUGACAAGAAUUCUGCAUGCAGCUUGCUUUUUGGUAAUUCUAAGGUAAAAUCUUUGGAAUUCAGUAUUCUUGGGGGGUGUACCACAGGUAUAUGCAAGCUGGACAUGUUAUAAAUUUACCAUAUUUUGUAAAUUUGUAAAAAUAAAGAGUGAGGAUCAGGAAGCAGAGCUCUCAUCCACAUUGCCUGUACAGUCUUGCCUAUACAGUCUUUACUCUCUAUCUGUCUUUGCCAAUUAUUUUAUGAACAUUCUUGCUUAUAAAAUUCUGACAUCUCUUGUUUUCUCAGAACGGAAUUCUGCUGCAAACCCUUCUCAUACUGUGCCAGUACAUCUUUUAUGGUGUCUUCCUUUAGUAGUGAACAGGUAACACUAAAAUUUUUAUGAGAUACUCACCUGAUUUAUCUGUCUUGCCUAAGUAAGCCUUCUUUCAGAUGAAGAUCUUGUUUUCACAGUUCAUCCUGAGGCCAAAGUUCUGGAAACAGAACUGAGUGGCUAAGAGGGCUUUUUUUCUGUUAAAAAUCAGAAUGUCUGUAAGCUCUUCACAUUGGACUAGAAAAGUCAGAAUCACAAAGACUAAAAUAUGCAGAAGAAUUGGUAGAGGUCAGAGCAAAGACCAAAUAUACUCAUCAAAGGAGUUAAUAGGGAGGCUGAUUGGUUUUUGUGGAUAUAGUAAACGUAUUUCAAAACACAAAUGUGUAAUUCUGUGAAGGAGGGAUUUUAAUCGUUUUUCUUUACUUCUGACUGGAAAUUUAGUAGAAAACAACUUACAUUAAAUUUGUGGAAGGUCAAAUGAAGUGCAAAUGUUAGGUUUUAAGUGGUAGUGGAUGUUCAGGUUAGUGAGGUAAAUGUUUUGCUAUUUACCUUUAGGAUUCCCUUCACCCACAACACCCUUCCUGAAGAAAUCCUAGACAAUUCCUGUAAUACUUGAAGAAUUGGAUUUCAGGAUUGUUUAAUGAAAAAAUGUUACAGCAAGAAAUGAGAAUGUAAAUUCACCUAAUAGCAUCUUUUGAAGCCAGGAGGACCACACUUUACAAAUGGAUUGUUCCUAUCACAUUUUCAUAUUUUAAUACCACUUUAUAAUUAAUGCUUGAUCAGCCAUAACCUCUGAGAAGAAUAUUUAAAAAAUAAACAAAACAGUUAACGUACAGAUCAUGAAGUGAGAGGCUUCCUCUUCAGCCUCUCAAUUACUGAAUAUUUUUAAUCAGAGGUUAUGGUAUUGCUAGUAUUUCUAUAUCUAUAUGUAAGAUAAGUUUUUUUAAUUAUUAUUUUUUUUUUUAAUUCUCUUGUUACAUGCUGUAUUGGGAAAAAAUUCUUAAGUUGCAUCACAGAAUGGCUGAGAUUGCAAAGGAGCUCUGGAGGUCCUCUGGUCUCACCCCCUUCUUCAACCCUAAAGGCACUUUCCUAGGACUGCAUCCAGAAACCUUUUGGAGAUCUCUACAACUGUUUAAGGCUACCUGUGCCAAUGCUGGAUCAUCCUCACAGUAGAGUGUUUCUUGAUGUUUAGGUGAAACAUUCUAUGUUUACAUUUGUGCCCAUUGUCUCUUCUCCUGGCACUGGGCACCACUGAGAGGAGCCUGGUUCUGUCUUCUUUGCACCCUUCCUUCAGGUAUUUGUGGGAAUUGUUGAGAUGCCUCCAUCAGCUUCCUCUUCUCUAAGCUGUAUAGUUCUGCUUAUCUUUGCCUUACCUCUUACAAGAUCACUCAUUUUUCUGCCCUUUCUUUGUACCCUCCAGUAUGAUUGUAUCUUGUAUUACGGACCCACAAUUGGGCCACAGUACUCCGGAUGUGAUUUCAUCAGGGCUGAGUAGAGGGGAAGGAUCACUUCCUUUGAGCUGCUGGCAGUACUUUACCUAGUGCACUCAAGGAUAUCCUUGCAGCCUUCUUUUCAGCAAGGGUGCUUUGUGGACUCAAGUUCACUUUAGCAUCCACCACGAUAUCCAGUUCCUUUCUUUUCAUCUUGUUUUCCAGCUGCUUGGCCUGCAGUAUAUAUCAGCGCCUGGUGUUGUUCCUCCUCACAUGGAAGGACUUUGUACUUCUCAUUUAAAUGUGUGAGGUCCUUGUCAGCCCAUUUUUCCAGCAUAUCAAAGGUUCCCCUGGAUGGUAGCACAAAUCCCUGUUGUGCUAGACGUUCCUACCAAUUUUGUGUUAUUUGUGAACUUUCUGGGGGUACACUCUGCUUCGUCAUCCAGGUCAUUAAUGAACAUGAUUACUGGACUCAGUAGCAAUGCCCCUGGGAUAUACACCUAGUUUCUGACCUCCAAUUAACCUUCACAAAGGAUCUCGUUUUUAUAAAAUCUACACAGUUUGCGAGAGAUAGUAACUCAAUUUCUGUUUUCUUUAGUCUGUAAAAAAUAAAAAUGACUCUAAAUUGAGCACAAAGGCCAAAUAAAUAAUGUGAAGACAACAGCUGUAUCUGAACUAUGGAAGUGGGAUUCAGGAUUUUCUAUAUAAGUCAAAAAGCGUUCCAUGAUUCUGCAAUGUGAGUUGUACAGUCUGGGUGGACAGCUUAUUCAAUAGCAACCUGAUGUGAUACAUAACCAGCAGUAAAGAAUUGUAUGUAUAACAACAUCAUUAGCAACAGCACUAUUUUUUUUUUUUUUUUUAAGCAAUGAUGCUACAUGAGUUAACACCUCUUAGAGA